ACUGACAAUCCCGCAGUCUAAUCCAGAGAGUGAGGAUGCACAGCCGCGGUGAUAUGUAUCGAAUGAACAUCGGCUAACUUCUUCUUUCGGCUGUGAUUGACAAAACCCUGCAAACACUUUGUUCCAUAGACAGUUGUUCACCCAGUCUCCAGAGACCAUUCUUAAACCUGAAACCGCUGGGUUGGUGGGUAAAGAUUUAAUCCAGACCGGGAUUUUGCAGACGUUACGUUGGGACAAUGGAAUCUAACGUUAUGCCGGACAGUAUCCGCCCUCAGAGGCUGCAGCCAGGCAUUGGAUUCGGUUUAGGACCGACCGGGACCCUCCGCUCCUCUCUCCGGCCCGGGGUUACCGUCCCUAUCGCGCCGAUGUUGCCCUCCCCGGCCUCUCUAGCCGCUUCGUCCGGGCCUCCUCCGCCGCCGCCUCCGCUGCAGCUUCACAGCCUGUACGGCGGUAUCGGAGGGCUGGGGCUGGGGCCGGGGGCUACCGGGCACUGUAACCCGGGGAACCCGGCGGUGCUGAAGGAGGCGGUGGAGGCUGUGGUCCGCAGCUUUGCUAAACACACGCAAGGUUACGGAAGAGUAAACGUGGUGGAAGCUUUACAGGAGUUUUGGCAGAUGAAGCUGACCAGAGGGGCCGACCUGCGUAACGGAGCUCUAGUUGUUUAUGAAAUGGUCCCAUCCAGCAGCCCUCCAUAUGUUUGCUACGUCAGUCUUCCCGGAGGCAGCUGCUUCGGCAGUUUCCAGUUCUGUCCCACCAAGGCAGAAGCGAGACGCAGCGCUGCCAAGAUUGCCCUAAUGAACUCUGUUUUCAAUGAACAUCCCUCCCGACGCAUCACAGACGACUUCAUUGAGAAAAGUGUCAGUGAGGCCCUGGCAUCCUUCAAUGGAAACAGAGAAGAGGCUGACAAUCCCAACACAGGAAUUGGGGCAUUUCGCUUCAUGCUUGAGUCCAACAAAGGAAAAUCCAUGCUGGAGUUUCAGGAGCUGAUGACUGUGUUCCAGCUGCUGCACUGGAACGGGAGUCUCAAAGCCAUGCGAGAACGGCAGUGUUCCCGACAGGAAGUGCUGGCCCACUAUUCCCACCGGGCUCUGGAUGAUGACAUGCGCACUCAGAUGGCUGCUGACUGGGUGAACCGAGAACAGAGUGUAGCGAGCACUAUUGCGCAGGAGGUGGCAUCGACGGAGAGAGAACUGGAGGACGCCAGGCUGGCAGGCAGAGAACUGCGUUUUUACAAAGAGAAGAAAGACAUCCUGAUGUUAGCAGUGGGCCAACUCAAUGCAGUCAACACUGCCACGCUGCCUUCACACUAAACCUGCCGUCCAUUGUGGAAACAUUGCUUCACACUCCGUCGGAUUCCUGGUAACAGUAUUGAUUGCGUCAUAGAUAUAAAGUUGCUUCAUCUGAACUUUUAGGUUUUGUGUCAUGUUCUUUUUUCUUCAGGUAAUCAGGCCUUGACGUACAGCGUGCACAUCCGUGCAUAAAAUCCACUCUUGCCGCUAUAGCAGUUACUUCUUUGUGCCUCAUGAUUACUGGAUAACAGUGCUUCUUUUGUAAA
Etheostoma cragini (Arkansas darter) is the source of this 1555-nucleotide messenger RNA. It is a transcript of the gene lix1l, whose product is annotated as limb and CNS expressed 1 like. Gene Ontology annotation, cellular component: cytoplasm. Gene Ontology annotation, biological process: autophagosome maturation. Lineage: Eukaryota; Metazoa; Chordata; Actinopteri; Perciformes; Percidae. The transcript has 6 exons. The record is from RefSeq and is a predicted model, not a curated record. The coding region runs from base 237 to 1310 and encodes 357 amino acids.